CCACAAUAUUUUUGCUGCCGCGCUCAGGCGCGGGUACGCUGGAGAUAGCGACUCCACCAAUCCUCUCGCCCAGUGCUCUUUGCUUGCAGUAAUAUAACGGCUGUCUACGCAGACGAACGGACGUUACUUACUUUCUCAUCUCCAGCAACUGUUUGCUACAGCAAAAAUAAUUAAACAUGUCUUCAAGAAAAACAGCUGGACGUCGUGCCACGACCAAGAAACGUGCGCAGCGUGCAACUUCAAAUGUGUUUGCAAUGUUUGAUCAAGCACAAAUUGCAGAAUUCAAGGAGGCUUUUAAUAUGAUUGAUCACAAUCAUGAUGGUUUCAUCGAUAAGGAAGAUCUGCAUGAUAUGCUAGCAUCGUUAGGAAAAAAUCCAAGUGAUGACUAUUUGGAAGGCAUGAUGAAUGAAGCCCCAGGUCCAAUCAAUUUCACAAUGUUCUUGACACUUUUUGGUGAAAGACUGCAGGGUACUGAUCCUGAAGAUGUUAUUAAAAAUGCAUUUGGUUGUUUUGAUGAAGAAAAUAAUGGCCACAUUAAUGAAGAGAGAUUAAGAGAACUUCUUACAUCCAUGGGUGAUAGGUUUACUGACGAAGAUGUGGAUGAAAUGUAUAGAGAAGCUCCAAUCAAGAAUUCCAUGUUUGAUUAUCUAGAGUUCACCAGGAUUCUGAAACAUGGAGCCAAGGAUAAGGAUGAGCAAUAAUCAAGUCAAGAAUUAUUAGUAUAGGCAGAACAGACGAUAUUACAAACCAAUAUUAUUUAUAUACAUUUAUAAACAAUUUAUAAUAGGAAUUUUUGACCUCUUUUAAUGUUCUGCAUUUAACUAGUAGUUUUAAAUUACUAUAGCACUCAAAUAGUAGUUUAUCAUUGAUUUUCAAAUAAAUUCAAAAUAAUUCUAUACAAUCUUGAUAUUCAGUUGUUAACACCAGGAUAUCAAGCAAUUCAUGAUGGUAACAACUGAGUGUGUAUAGAAGGCCUUUUAGUACAUUUGAUAACAUACUACGUUAGUAAAGCUUGCGCAAAAUUUAUCAGUUGUUUCAAGAACUUAAGUAAUGCAUUUAAUUGUCACAUUUGGAAUUAAUUUAACGCAUAAUAAAAGUGCCUAUUUCUCGUGACAUAAACAAGUAUUAAAAUAUCAAUCAAAUCUUAAUCAUUGUUUUAUCUUUUGGUAUAAGAACUCUCAUGUUGUAUAAUCACGUUUUUUUAAUUGUUACUUCAUGGACUGCAAAAGUGUACAUUACAAAUAUUGAUACUCAAAAAGCGGCAUUUGUAUUUUAAUACAAAAACAUAAUAUAUAAUAAUAUACAUUAUCACGAAA
Messenger RNA from Trichogramma pretiosum, 1316 nucleotides. It is a transcript of the gene sqh, whose product is annotated as myosin regulatory light chain sqh. The transcript is spliced from 3 exons. Gene Ontology annotation, biological process: locomotion; post-embryonic development. Gene Ontology annotation, cellular component: cytoplasm; myosin II complex. Gene Ontology annotation, molecular function: calcium ion binding; myosin heavy chain binding. Bases 177 to 701 code for a protein of 174 amino acids. The record is from RefSeq and is a predicted model, not a curated record. Lineage: Eukaryota; Metazoa; Arthropoda; Insecta; Hymenoptera; Trichogrammatidae.